AUGCAUCCGAGCAAAGGGCGGAAGCAGAUCAAGGUCACCACUUCAGCUGACAGACAUGGAAGCGACAACUUCCAAGUGUCAUCGCUGGACCCCGUGGGUGAAUCUCCUAUGGAAGUGGACCCAUCCUUCCAGUCCCAGCCUGAGGAUUGCUUGGAAGAUGUCGUGACUCUGACUGUGGAAGACUAUGCAGAAGACAUCCAUCAGUACCUCCGAGAGGCUGAACUAAGAUUCAGGCCCGAGCCCUAUUACAUGAAGAAGCAGCCAGAUAUCACAACAGGAAUGCGUGCCAUCUUGGUAGACUGGCUGGUGGCAGUAGGGGAAGAGUAUAAACUUCGGACAGAGACUUUGUACUUGGCUGUGAACUUCCUGGACAGGUUUCUUUCCUGCAUGUCUGUUGUCAAAAGGAAGCUGCAGCUUGUCGGAACAGCAGCGAUUCUUCUGGCUGGGAAGUACGAAGAGAUCUACCCACCACAAGUGGAUGAAUUUGUCUAUAUAACAGAUGAUACCUACACAAAGAGGCAGCUGCUAAGAAUGGAGCACCUGCUUCUCAGAGUGCUUGGUUUCGAUCUAACAGUCCCAACCAUCAACCAGUUCCUCCUUCAGUAUAUUCAGAGGUGUGGAGUCUGUAUGAGGACAGAGAACUUUGCAGGGGUAAGAACUGUCUGCCUUUUGGGACUGAGGAGGGAGAAGCAAUCCUUGAAGGAGCUGCCACAGGCCUAA
Messenger RNA from Lepidothrix coronata (blue-crowned manakin), 720 nucleotides. Its product is annotated as cyclin-A1-like. The transcript has 5 exons. NCBI's taxonomy places the organism in Eukaryota, Metazoa, Chordata, Aves, Passeriformes, Pipridae. The record is from RefSeq and is a predicted model, not a curated record. Gene Ontology annotation, cellular component: nucleus; cytoplasm; cyclin A2-CDK2 complex. Gene Ontology annotation, biological process: regulation of cyclin-dependent protein serine/threonine kinase activity; mitotic cell cycle phase transition. Gene Ontology annotation, molecular function: cyclin-dependent protein serine/threonine kinase regulator activity. Bases 1 to 720 code for a protein of 239 amino acids.